AUGUCUUCCGCCACCUCUUCCAUCGUCUCUUCCACCACCACGACCUCAGCAACGGCCACUUCCAGCUGCUCAGCAAAGCUCUACGAAAUUCCAGCGCAUGCAGCUGCAUGCGCUAUGCCAAUGGCAUAUACCAAUUCGUCUGCCAUCAUGAAAAGUUGCUGCGGCUCAGCGACUGUCAAAUCUUACGGCAGCUGCGAUUACUACUGUCUUGCAGUCGAUCAGACCGUUGGUGUGCUGGCUGAAUGUCUCAUGACGGCGUCUGAUUCGAGCGAAGUCUGGUGCAAUACCAAUGCCAACGCUACUGCUUCCUUGACAAGUAGUUCAGCAACUGAAACUUCCACUGCUUCCCCCACCAAAAGCUCAUCAUCGACUAGCAGCUCAGGGUCCGUUAAACGCGCUAAGAUUUCAAUGGCUGCUAUUGGCGCGAUGGGACUACUACUUUUUGGAUCUCUUAUGUAA
Penicillium pulvis is the source of this 459-nucleotide messenger RNA. RefSeq lists its product as uncharacterized. NCBI's taxonomy places the organism in Eukaryota, Fungi, Ascomycota, Eurotiomycetes, Eurotiales, Aspergillaceae. The record is from RefSeq and is a predicted model, not a curated record. The transcript has a single exon. Bases 1 to 459 code for a protein of 152 amino acids.